This is a messenger RNA of Amoebophrya sp. A25, 246 nucleotides long. The record is from the annotation of a GenBank genome assembly. Lineage: Eukaryota; Dinophyceae; Syndiniales; Amoebophryaceae.
AUGGGCGGCAUUGCCUUAGGCUCAGCUGGCCGUAUCUACACAGUAGCCGACAACUUCAAAGCCGAUGAUGGCGGAAAAUUCAAACCGAAUGGUCUCAAGGUCUAUGAGUUGGACCUGCAGAUCGGCAAAACCCCUAUUCCCUAUCGUCCUGUCGCUGGCCACGAAUUACCAGGGGAAAUGGGCGCAUGGAAAGUGCCGGAUCCAUUCUGGGAACAGCUAGCUUUUGGCACUACUAAUAGUAGCAGC